GAAACAGAGUAUGAGUACUUUGCGUUUUAAAACUACAGUCUGGAACAUCUUUACCACAGCGCUGUUGAUUUGCACGGUUCACGGCACUGGAGGACGAGCGGCCGACAGUAAAGAAUACCCGAGUUUUAAUGGAUGGUACAACAACCUUGCUAAUCCUUCGUCAGGUGCAACAGAAACCGCGCUCACGCGUCGCCUGAAAUCUCACUAUGAAGAUGGGGUGUAUGCACCUUCCGGCUCUGGGCGCCCAAACCCACGAACGUUAAGCGUUGAAAUCGCCAGCGGUCCAUCCGGCCUUCAUUCGUAUGAUAACAAAACUACAUUGUUCGUCUAUUUUGGGCAACACAUCAUUAAAGAAAUAGUUGAAAACUCCCGGCAAGGUUGCCCGCCCGAGUAUUUCUGGAUACCGGUGCCUGAAGGGGACGAAAUAUUUGACCCUCGAGGCGACGGAAACAUCCGUUUACCGUACCAUCGUUCACCCUACAUAGCUUCGAACACCGGGUACACUCCUAACCACCCUAGAGACCAGCUAAACGAAGUAACUUCGUUACUUGACGGAGAUAGCAUAUACGGGUCCACUAAAGCAUGGUCUGGAGAACUUAGACUCCGCAAACAAGAUUGUCCUGAGAGAUUGUUUACUUCCAAUAUAUUUGCAAGCAAGAAGAACCCGACAGAUUGUAGAGGCGAGUUGAGAUCAGCGGACGAUGAUGGAAAACUGCCGAUGCGAAAUACCAUCGGCCUUCCACUCCAAAAUCCAGUUGUUCCGGUGUACCACGAAAUGAGGAACGCGAAAAGACUCUUCGCUACGGGCAGUCGCACCGGUAACGAAAAUCCGUUUCUCCUUACGAUCGGUGUCACGUGGUUUCGGCACCAUAAUUGGUUGGCACGGCAACUAAGGGACAACAACCCUGAUUGGUCAGAUGAGCACGUGUUUAUGGAGUCCAGAACUCGUAACAUUGCGACUUACCAGAAAGUAUUCUUUUACGAGUGGUUGCCCAUCUUACUCGGGUCUUGUCCUUCGUGUGAAGAAAUACCAAGAUACACGGGUAAGAGAUUAAGUGUUUUUUAA
Molecule: messenger RNA, 1066 nt
Organism: Ciona intestinalis (vase tunicate)
Lineage: Eukaryota; Metazoa; Chordata; Ascidiacea; Phlebobranchia; Cionidae
Source: RefSeq, a predicted model, not a curated record